This is a messenger RNA of Triplophysa dalaica, 6462 nucleotides long. It is a transcript of the gene zmiz1a, whose product is annotated as zinc finger, MIZ-type containing 1a. Bases 450 to 3680 code for a protein of 1076 amino acids. Lineage: Eukaryota; Metazoa; Chordata; Actinopteri; Cypriniformes; Nemacheilidae. The record is from RefSeq and is a predicted model, not a curated record. Gene Ontology annotation, molecular function: SUMO ligase activity; zinc ion binding. Gene Ontology annotation, biological process: protein sumoylation; regulation of transcription by RNA polymerase II. The transcript has 25 exons.
CAAGCAUGGCUCUGUGGUAAUAGAAUAGCCCAUGUAAUUUGACACUUCAACUUGCCGUGCACUACGUUAGUUGAUUCAGACAGUCACACUAACGAAACGCCGUGCGCUUUUUCCCUCACUGGUUGUAAAGUGCGAGAGGAGAAAACGGGACACAACUUUAAACCCAGGAGCAUUUUCAGCGCGGUUUUGCGACUGGACGUGAAAGUGCGGUGGACCCUAGUGUAGACGGGAGCUCGCCAAGGGACCUUCCCCACGGACUAUAUGAAGGGAGGGGAAGGGGGAGGGGGGGCUGCUGACGUGACUCCCCGUUUGCCGAGCAUAAGAUCACUUCGAUGAUUGAUGAGGACAUGUGAGUGAAUUUGCCAAACCCUGAACGAAGAAAUCUACUGCAUCCUCUGAGAAAAGAACUUUAAUGGCUUCAAGGUAGAGAGGAGGAGGCAGCAGUCAAGAUGAACUCGAUUCCUUCGAUGGACAGGCACAUACAGCAGACCAAUGACAGGCUGCUGUGCAUCAAACAGCACUUACAGAAUCCCGCCAAUUUCCAGACGGCGGCCACAGAGCUAUUGGACUGGUGCGGAGACCCACGAGCCUUCCAGCGGCCCUUUGAGCAAAGCCUGAUGGGAUGUUUGACGGUUGUAAGCCGGGUUGCAGCACAGCAGGGUUUCGACUUGGACCUCGGCUAUCGGCUCCUGGCCGUGUGCGCGGCCAACCGCGACAAGUUCACCCCGAAGUCAGCAGAAACCACCACCUGCAGGAGAUGUCAGAGUGACACAGCUCUCCUGUCAUCCUGGUGCGAGGAGCUGGGUCGGCUGCUCUUGUUGCGGCAUCAGAAGAAUCGUCAGAGCGAUCCACAGGGAAAAGUGCCCCUGCAGCCGCCUAUGAACUCCAUGAAGCCCUCGCUCUCUCAUGGUGAUGGGUCCUUUCCAUAUGACAGCGUUCCCUGGCAACAGAACUCUAACCAGGCCCCAGGUUCGUUGUCGGUGGUUACGACGGUGUGGGGAGUUACCAACACGUCACAGAGUCAAGUAUUGGGUAACCACAUGGCCAAUACCAACAACCCCAUGAACCCUGGGGGUAAUGCACUGGGGUCGGGUAUGUCAGCCAACAACCAAGGGAUCAACUCACCUCAGUUCCCUGGCCAACAGCAACAGUUUGCGGCCAAAGGGGGAUCCAACCAGGCGUACAUGCAGCAAGGCAUGUAUGGUCGUCCAGUGCACCCCGGAGGAGGAGGCUUUGGUGGAAGUUACCCGGGUGGGCCGAAUGCACCAGGUGGGAUAGGCAUGCCCCCUCACACGCGACCCCCUUCUGACUUCACACAACCUGCUGCGGCCGCGGCCGCCGCUGCUGUUGCUGCAGCUGCGGCCACGGCAACAGCCACCGCCACAGCUACCGUGGCAGCCAUGCAAGAAACUAACAAAGAUAUAAACCAGUACAACCAGGUCUGCUCCUCUUUCCAGAUGGGCCCUACGCAAGGCUACAACAGCCAGUUCAUGAACCAGCCUGGGCCACGUGGCCCUCCGUCUAUGCCAGGAGGCAUGAACCCGGGUAUGGGUGCUGGCAUGAAUAGUUCCAACAUGAGUGGACCGCCUAUGGGCAUGAACCAGCCCAGAGGGCCCAGUAUGGUGCCCUUCGGUGGCCAUGGCCAACGGAUGCCCCAGCAGGGUUACCCUGGCCCCAGACCUCAAUCCAUGCCAAUGCAGGGAACAAAGAGGCCGUAUCCAGGAGAGCCCAAUUAUGUAGGUCAGCAGUUUGGUCCCAAUGGUCAGUUUCCCAACCAGCAGGGGCAGUACCCUAAUCCAAAUGCUUCUCGAGCUCUUCCUUCUCCCAACUACCCUGGACAAAGGAUGCCGGGACAGCAGGGCUCUGGCCAGUACCCUCCCACGGGUGUAACAAUGAGCCAAUACUAUAAGCAAGAACCAUUUAAUGGUCAGAAUAACAAUUUCUCCGGCGGCGGUUAUGGAUACAAUCAAGGAAAUGGGCCGCCUCGGCAGGUUGUGAACUACCCCCACUCGCCGGUACCCGGGAACCCUACGCCACCCAUGACUCCAGGAAGUAAUAUCAAUCAGUACAUGUCACCCAGUCAGGACAUCAAGCCUCCAUUUCCUCCAGACAUGAAGCCGAACAUGACGUCUUUGCCUCCACCUCCAACUAAUCCCAACGAGGAGCUGCGCUUGACGUUCCCCGUGAGGGAUGGAGUUGUGCUGGAACCCUUCAGACUAGAGCACAACCUGGCUGUCAGUAACCACGUCUUCCAUCUGCGCCCCUCCGUCCACCAGACUCUUAUGUGGAGAUCUGAUUUGGAGCUGCAGUUUAAGUGCUACCACCACGAGGACCGACAAAUGAACACCAACUGGCCCGCUUCCGUCCAAGUCAGCGUCAAUGCCACACCUCUUACUAUCGAGAGAGGCGAGAAUAAAACAUCCCACAAACCCCUUCACCUGAAACACGUGUGUCAGCCUGGAAGAAACACCAUCCAGAUCACUGUCACAGCGUGCUGUUGUUCUCACUUGUUCGUGCUGCAGCUGGUCCACAGGCCGUCGGUGAGAUCUGUCCUGCAGGGUCUUCUAAAGAAAAGGCUUCUUCCUGCUGAGCACUGCAUCACCAAAAUUAAAAGAAACUUUAGUAGUGUAGUCGCGUCCUCCGGGAACGCAACACUAAAUGGGGAGGAUGGAGUGGAGCAGACAGCCAUCAAAGUGUCUCUAAAGUGUCCAAUCACAUUCCGUCGGAUCCAACUUCCUGCUAGGGGACAUGACUGCAAACAUGUGCAGUGCUUUGAUUUGGAGUCGUAUCUACAGCUGAACUGUGAGAGAGGAACGUGGAGGUGUCCUGUAUGCAAUAAAACAGCGUUAUUGGAAGGACUUGAAGUGGAUCAGUAUAUGUGGGGAAUUCUCAAUGCUAUUCAAAAUUCAGAGUUUGAAGAGGUUACCAUCGACCCUUCGUGUAGUUGGAGGCCAGUACCCAUAAAGUCUGACAUUCAUAUAAAGGAGGACCCAGAUGGCCCUCUCGCCAAGCGUUUUAAAACCAUGAGUCCCAGUCAAAUGAUCAUGCCUAAUGUGUUGGAUAUGAUCGCCCAGCUGGGUCCCGGCCCUUCGCCCUACACCCCAUUCCCCCCUCAUCACGGAGGAAAUAACGGCGACUAUGGAGGUCAAGGUAGAGGCAAUAGUUACCAGGGCCAUGGAAACUUUGACUUCACCCACAGUAACUCUGGUGGCGGAGCUCCCAUGAAUGACUUCAUGCACGGACCCCAGCUCUCACAUCCACCAGACAUGCCCAACAGCCUCAUGGCUUCUGACAAGCCUCUCACCCACGGCAUGCCCGACUCGAUGUCCCAUCCCGUGAGCGUUGAUCAAUCCCAUGCUUCCAUGCAGCCAGGCAUGCACGCAUCCCCCCAUCCCAACAGCCAGUCAGCUCAGCCAUUGCACCACGGCCCCCCAUCGUCCCAGCCCCCACGCCAGCCUCCGCCCCCACAGCAGCCCGGCCAAAACAGUCACCCGCAUGCCGAUAUGACCUUCAACCCUGAUGGGCAGGCAGGUGGCCAGGGACCUGCAGACAUGCCCGAGCCUUCGCUAGAUCUUCUGCCAGAACUAGCGAACCCAGACGAGCUGCUGUCAUACUUGGAUCCCCCUGACCUCCCGAGCAGCAGCAACGACGAUCUGCUCUCCCUCUUUGAGAACAACUGACUUCCCUAGCUUGGCCUUUCCGAGUGGCCCUAAUUUGUUUGGCUGUCAGGAAUCGAGAGGCACCCUGCGGACAGACUGUGUAUUUUGCGAACAGGAAACAGCCAUCCUUUUGCCUCCUCCUCAUGUAAAUAUCUCACUGUUUUACAAGCAACCUUUUCCACACGUGUAUGGCAGCCAUGUUGGCUGGCACUAAAGUGAUAUCUUUCAAUACUAACGGAAAUACAUGUGCAGCUAAAAUCUGUUCAUACGAUGACAUCACACAGGACCGUCUGUGCGCUCACUAGGAAAGUAUUGUAGCAUUUUUAAUUCAGAUUUUUUUUCCUUUUGUGAAAAAGACCUGAAUAGAAAAAUAUAUAUAAAUAUAUAUAUAUUUCUUCCUGUAAUGACCUCUGUGUGUCCGCAAUCUCUUGAACGUUCGUUCUUCCAAGCUCUACCACCACGGCUUCCCGAAUCCUUGUCAAAAGUCCUCAGCCGGAUGUUCGCACUAGUUAUCUGUCCAUCUCCCUUGAAAAAGCACAAGAGAACUGCGUUGAACUGCACCUGGAAGCUCCUGUGAAGGAAACAACAAAGGGAAGAAAGCUGUUCUCACAAUCACCAGAAUGAUGUAACGCUCCCAUCCCAAAGACUUAUGAUGGGAAAGUCCUCCAACAGUUCCUAACUCUCAUUUGCGCAAUUUGGCACGUCAUCAAACGCAUCUUUUCUAGUAAACAUUGCAGCACCUCGUUUUGUAACGCGUUUCAUACGUCCGCCACCUUCAGGCAAAGUUAAACAAAUGCUAGAGGGCAUCACAACAAGCAUUUUUUUCCUUCAAGGCAAACAUUUCUGCACUGUACCUUUGGCAUUGUGCAUCUUCCGACAGAUUGUACUUCCCCCUGUAAUGUCCUCUACGUACUAGAAGAAAACAAUUCACUUUCCAAAGAGUAGUCAGUCUUGUGUUACCUUCACUGUCAUCUGCCUUUGAGAUGAUCCUCCUUGCAUGAGGUUUGGUCUUCUUAGGCUCUUGAUGACCGUACCCCACUUUCUACAAACUGCAUACAAUGUUUGGACGUCUGAUGUUGCAAGUCGCCCCUUAUUUUAGCAAUGGUUUCAUGUUAUGAUUUUUUUAUUCAUGAACUGUUAAAUAUUGAUUUUAUAAUGCACAAUUAUAUUGUUCACAUUAUGGUCAUAUAUUUCCUGUUUUUACAAAAUGUGUACAUUUUUCAAAAAAUGUCCAUGAAUUACCAAAGUUAAGCACCCUGAUUUGGGAAGGUUACACCCAUUUUCAAAUUGUUAAAAAUGCGUAAUUCUCUUCACUUUUAUCGUUCUGUUUACAUGUAAAAUCAUAGUAAUUUUACAAAAAACAAUGAAGAAAGACUUUUUAGAAUAUGUUCUAUAUUUAUAGAUUUUACUUUUUAAUUCAACUAUAUAUUAAAGCUAUAUAUUAUCUCAGUACCCAUCCGUGCAUACAAAGUGACAGAAACUGUACAUUUCAGUAAACUGUUGCAUCUCAGUAAGACCUUUAUGUCCAAGUGUACAUGGUGAAUUGUUUUCUUUUAUUUCAAAUCGGUAAGAUGACCCUCAGAUGAUUGUUAGUAUUAUUGAUAUUUGUAAGAAUAACAUUUCCAUGAUGUUGAUGUUACUCGGAGACUGUCUAAGACGCCUGUCAUCUGUACAGUUGAAUACUGUUUGAAAUGUGUUUAUUGGAUACAGCAUCACAGUUUGAAAAAUGUUUCCAUUUUAAGUUAUUUUUGAUGAAUUGCAAUAUUAGUUUUUAGUUUUUCUGUUCUUCUUGAUGUAGAAUUAUGUACAAAAUGAUGUUUGUUUGUUGACAAUUGAAAUGGAACUCCAAAAAGAAACGUUGGGUUCAAGUUCUAUAACGUUUCGUCUGUAGUAUACUUGUAUAUCCUUUCAAAGAUGCACUGCCACAUAUUCGUUCCCACUUUGUAGACACAAAUAGGCAUAAACUGAACUUAAAGACUCCUUAAGCCGGCAGAAGUCUGAGCUGUCACAUGCUAUGGAUGUACAGAUGUCAAGGGGACGGCCGGUGCGGAGGCUGAAAGAGAACGGGGUUAGUUGAACAAGACUGUGUUUGCUAUUCAGCCACAGGCAGGGAUUUGGAGAAAUCGAAGAGAAAACGGGGAAAGGGGCACAUUAGGGAUGCAUGUACAUAUGUAAAUGAUAAAUAGAGACACGUUAACAGAAAUGUAUUCAUUUUCCCCAGGGGAAUAUGCAUUGUGUAUUUAGACUCUGUAAAGCUUGCAUCCUCGAAUCACAAUCUAAAUUGGGUAAAAUGAAUCUGUGUUUGUUAGCGUCUGUGGAACCUCUCAGCAUUUGUUCACUUUUGUAAAAUAUUCAUCCCACAUGACUGAGGAAUUUGGGAAGGGAAUAAAAAGAGACACAUUUGUUAUACAUUUGUGUAAUAUUUAGCUUACGUCUAUUGCUCCAUUUCUUGUGUACUUAAUAAGGUGCUACAGAAAAUAAUGAAGUAAAUCCUGGGGAAUAAUUUGGAAAAACCGGGGCCAGGAGCGGUUCCAACAGAUUGUAACCAAAAUCCAGAGUUUGUACAAUUUUGAUAUCAUGAUCAGGAAAAUGUAAAAAAUGAGGUACAAUCUGAGGUGAUUGGCGCCAAAUGUUGCAGAUGUCUUUGCUUGUACAUUCUGUUGUACAAUCAUUUCAUAUUCUAAACUGGUCAGAAGAAAAAAAUGACGAAAAACUAAUUGUGAUUUUUAGUCUUGCAAAACUGUAUGUAGUUAGAUGCUGUGACAUCCUAAUAUUUAUCUAAUAAAUAUGUAUUCCGAUGAAA